GGCCGUGGAAGAGGCGGAACGCUUAGCGGAACCCAGCGGCUCGUGUUGGGGUUUCUGCGCGCGCCGCUUUGGGCGACGGCCUCUGACCGGAGCGCUAAGGUGGACGGACCGCAGAGGUUGUCUGAAGGCCGAGGCCAAGAUGGCGGCGCUGCGGGCUCCCGGUCUGUUCUGCCUCCGGACCCCCGCCCUGCGGGCCGGCGUGGCCACAGCCGUGCAGACACGAGCCGUCCACCAGAGCGCGGCCACCGAUAGCCCGAGCAGCACGCAGCCCGCCGUGCCGAAGGCUGGGGCUGUGGUCCCCAAGCCCAGUGCGCUUCCCAGCAGCCGCGGCGAGUACGUGGUGACCAAGCUGGACGACCUUGUCAACUGGGCCCGCAGGAGCUCCCUGUGGCCCAUGACCUUCGGCCUGGCCUGCUGCGCUGUGGAGAUGAUGCAUAUGGCCGCGCCUCGUUACGACAUGGACCGCUUCGGCGUGGUCUUCCGCGCCAGCCCGCGCCAGUCCGACGUCAUGAUCGUGGCUGGCACGCUGACCAACAAGAUGGCCCCGGCACUCCGCAAGGUCUACGACCAGAUGCCGGAGCCGCGCUACGUGGUGUCCAUGGGGAGCUGCGCCAACGGUGGCGGCUACUACCACUACUCCUACUCCGUGGUCCGCGGCUGCGACCGCAUCGUGCCGGUGGACAUCUACGUGCCGGGCUGCCCACCCACGGCGGAGGCCCUGCUCUACGGAAUCCUGCAGCUGCAGAGGAAGAUCAAGAGGGAGAAGAGGCUGAAGAUCUGGUACCGCCGGUAGCAGCGGCACUGGCCCCUGCGGCCCCGCGGCCCUGCCUGAGCAGCCCCAAUAAACCACCCUGGACUGAC
Molecule: messenger RNA, 861 nt
Organism: Tupaia belangeri chinensis (Chinese tree shrew)
Lineage: Eukaryota; Metazoa; Chordata; Mammalia; Scandentia; Tupaiidae
Gene: NDUFS7
Product: NADH:ubiquinone oxidoreductase core subunit S7
Exons: 8
Coding region: 140-793 (217 amino acids)
Biological process (GO): electron transport coupled proton transport; aerobic respiration; mitochondrial respiratory chain complex I assembly
Cellular component (GO): respiratory chain complex I
Molecular function (GO): NADH dehydrogenase (ubiquinone) activity; quinone binding; 4 iron, 4 sulfur cluster binding
Source: RefSeq, a predicted model, not a curated record